Messenger RNA from Andrographis paniculata, 1434 nucleotides. Its product is annotated as protein BEARSKIN2-like. Bases 167 to 1360 code for a protein of 397 amino acids. The record is from RefSeq and is a predicted model, not a curated record. The transcript has 3 exons. Lineage: Eukaryota; Viridiplantae; Streptophyta; Magnoliopsida; Lamiales; Acanthaceae. Gene Ontology annotation, biological process: regulation of DNA-templated transcription. Gene Ontology annotation, molecular function: DNA binding.
GCGGCGCCACCGGCCGUCAACUAUCCUCCGUCCAGCGCAACCGCAAAGACCGUGAGAAGUAUAUAUAUAUAUAUAUAAAUGUUGAACUUAAUUUUUCUGAGUUGGGGCAUCCUCCGCGCGCAUCUGUGAGUUAUCAGUUUACAUAUAUAUAUAAGAAGCAAAAUUAAUGGCGGCGGGUUCAUCAGGCGGCGGCGGCGGCGGAGUUCCGCCGGGAUUCCGAUUCCACCCGACGGAUGAGGAGCUGCUGCACUUUUAUCUGAAGAAGAAAGUUUCAUUUGAGAAGUUCGACAUGGAGGUCAUUAGGGAAGUGGAUUUAAACAAGGUUGAACCCUGGGACCUGCAAGAGAGAUGCAAGAUCGGGUCAACCCCACAAAACGAAUGGUACUUCUUCAGCCACAAGGACAAAAAGUACCCAACAGGUUCUCGGACAAACCGAGCCACGAGCGCAGGCUUCUGGAAGGCCACCGGCAGGGACAAGUGCAUAAGGAACAGCUUCACCAGGAUCGGCAUGCGGAAAACCCUAGUCUUCUACCGGGGCCGGGCCCCCCACGGCCAGAAGACAGACUGGAUCAUGCACGAGUACAGGCUCGAACCAGAUCAUCAUCAUCAUCAUCAUAUGAUCGAUCCUCCUCACCCAACUGAGGAUGGGUGGGUUGUCUGCAGGGUGUUCAAGAAGAAGAACAUAUUCAAAGUUGGGAAUAAUAAUAAUAAUAAUAUUAUAACUGAAGGUACAGGACUACAUAUUGAUGAAGGUGGAGGUGGGGGGAUGAUGAUGAUGAUGAUAAAUGGAGGAGGAGGCAGCUCUGAUGACCAGCACCUCAAUGUCAACGUCAGCAAUACUACUGCAUCGACAUCGUCCCUGCAAUCUCGAUCGAUCUUCUCGCAAAGAAACCCUAAUACUAUUCUGAACCACCAUUAUUCUGACCAUCUAAGCAGCUUUCCUCAUCAUCUUUAUACAUACCAAUACCCUCCUCCUCCUCCUCCUCCUCCAAUGGAACCCCAAAACUUGAUGUCCUCCGCAAACCACAUUAUUAAUAAUAAAGCAUCGCUGUUAAGUGAUUACAACAUAGGUGCUACGAGUACAGACUAUGAGCAUCAUCAUCAUCAUCACCAACAAUCAGCUGUACCUCCUCUUAUACAAGCGAAGCAAUUAUUCAUGUCGUCUUCGUCCUCCGAUGAUCAGAUUGAGGGAGAUCAGAGGCAGAGCCCUGCUGCACUCGAAUGCAAUCAAGCUGCUGCUGCUGCUGCUAAUACUAAUCAAUGGGACGAUCAUGAUCAUCGAAUUGUCAUUAACAGUAGUUCUUCGCCUAAUCAGUUAUCUCUGCGGAGUGGGAUGGACUUUUGGUCUUUCGACAAGUAGCUACACACACGCACACUUAGUAUAUAUAUAUAUAUAUCCAUUUGAUUCACUGAUGGGGUCGUCACGAAAAUUAA